UGUAAUUAUAUUCAAAUGGGACCCUGGUAUCGCAAAGUCAAAAAAAUCCCAGUCUAUCUUCGUAAGAAACGUUAAAAAAGCCCCUUCACUGCGUCGAAAAUGUUCAAACGUUAAACUGCGACUCCGUCAAUACCGACGGAGCAAAUUUGUCGAAGACAACAAGAUGAGCGGUAAACAGCCCAUGAGAGACUUGGACGAGAUGCCGGAGGCCCCACUCCACCGUGGGAUCCACCACCGUAGGGCUCACUCCGACACCUCGUUUCGCUUCGACGACCUUCUCCUCUUCGACCCUUCCGACCUCGACCUGUCAUCGCUCGACCUCCUCCCUUCGCCCAAUCCUAAUCCACCACGUGUCCAAACCAUGUCCGUUGAUUCUUCCGACGACUCCCCGCCAAACGGUCACCAAAACAACAGUAACAGUCAAAACCCUCCGAAGCCGAAGUCUAUCAAUCACUUCCGGAGUCUCUCCGUUGACUCUGAUUUCUUCGACAGCCUGAGUUUGACCGCAGCUGCAGGGGCCAGUGGCGGGAAGAGUGCAGCGGUUGCGGAAGUAGGAGGAGGAGGAGAGAAGAGGAGCUACCACAGACACAGUAAUUCGAUGGAUGGGAGCAUUGCGACGUCGUUUGAGAUUGAGUCUGUUAUUGGAGAUGGUGUUAAGAAGGCUAUGGAUCGUGAUCGCCUCGCUGAAUUGGCUCUUAUUGAUCCCAAAAGAGCUAAAAGGAUUCUAGCUAAUAGGCAAUCUGCAGCACGUUCUAAGGAGAGGAAGGUAAGGUAUACUAAUGAGCUAGAGAGGAAAGUGCAGACACUUCAAACUGAAGCAACCACACUGUCGGCACAGGUUACUAUGUUGCAGAGAGACACAACUGGGUUAACAGCUGAGAAUAAGGAACUUAAACUGCGAUUACAAGCUAUGGAACAGCAAGCACAGCUUAGAGAUGCGCUGAACGAAGCAUUAAGGGAAGAAGUACAGCGCCUUAAGAUAGCCACAGGCCAGAUUCCAGCAGUAAAUGGCAGUCCUUUUGGCAGAGCACUACCUCAAUUUUCCGCCCACCAGCCAGCCUUACAUCACUUUGGUGGGCACCAGACUCCUCAGCAGCAGCAGCAGAUGCCACCAUCAUCCGCCAACAAUCAGUCGCAGAGUGGGCAGUCACACCCAAGCUUCAUGGACUUUAACAAGAGGGUCUAAGCUUCAUUUACGACACUAAAUUAAUGAUGCUAUCUAAUCCAUUUUAAUUAGAAGAAAAUGAGUUUGUUUCUUUUUUGUACAUAGAAAUGUGUAUAUGUGUUGCAGGAUGUGAAUGGUGUUACUCAUAUCAAACUCUUGUACACAUGGCUAUGUUACUAAUAGUGUAGAAAAUUACUAAGAUCAUGGUGUAGAAAAAAUUAGGAGGUAGUGAUAAUUGAUGGUUGGAUGGUUUUGGCUCUCAGUUGUAGCUUAUUAUACUGAAUAAUUGCUUAUGAAGUUGGCUUUAUGUAA
Messenger RNA from Mangifera indica (mango), 1477 nucleotides. Its product is annotated as transcription factor VIP1-like. The record is from RefSeq and is a predicted model, not a curated record. The transcript is spliced from 4 exons. Gene Ontology annotation, molecular function: DNA-binding transcription factor activity. Bases 164 to 1186 code for a protein of 340 amino acids. NCBI's taxonomy places the organism in Eukaryota, Viridiplantae, Streptophyta, Magnoliopsida, Sapindales, Anacardiaceae. Gene Ontology annotation, cellular component: nucleus. Gene Ontology annotation, biological process: regulation of DNA-templated transcription.